Eubalaena glacialis (North Atlantic right whale) is the source of this 3365-nucleotide messenger RNA. RefSeq names its product MTSS I-BAR domain containing 2 (gene MTSS2). NCBI's taxonomy places the organism in Eukaryota, Metazoa, Chordata, Mammalia, Artiodactyla, Balaenidae. Gene Ontology annotation, biological process: plasma membrane organization; cell projection assembly. Gene Ontology annotation, molecular function: actin binding; phospholipid binding. Bases 141 to 2384 code for a protein of 747 amino acids. The record is from RefSeq and is a predicted model, not a curated record. Gene Ontology annotation, cellular component: cytoplasmic side of plasma membrane; actin cytoskeleton. The transcript has 14 exons.
UCCCCGAGCGCGGCGCGGCCGGCCGCUGAGCGCAGCCCGGAGGCUGCAGGCCCGACCCGGCCUCGGAGCGAAAGCCGCCGCGGCCCGGGUCCCCGCGCCCAGCCUGCGCCCCGCCGCCGCCGCUGCCGCCCGGCCCGAGCAUGGAGACGGCGGAGAAGGAGUGCGGCGCCCUGGGAGGGCUCUUCCAGGCCAUCGUCAACGACAUGAAGAGCUCCUACCCCAUCUGGGAGGACUUCAACUCCAAGGCCACAAAGCUGCAUUCCCAGCUGAGGACCACUGUGCUGGCUGCUGUGGCCUUCCUGGAUGCCUUCCAGAAAGUGGCUGACAUGGCCACCAACACCCGAGGGGCCACGCGGGAUAUCGGCUCGGCGCUCACGCGCAUGUGCAUGCGCCACCGCAGCAUCGAGACCAAGCUGCGGCAGUUCACCAAUGCGCUCCUGGAGAGCCUCAUCAACCCACUGCAGGAGCGCAUCGAGGACUGGAAGAAGUCGGCCAACCAGCUGGACAAGGACCAUGCAAAAGAGUACAAACGAGCCAGGCAUGAGAUCAAGAAAAAAUCUUCAGACACGCUGAAGCUGCAGAAGAAAGCACGCAAAGGGAAAGGAGACUUGCAGCCCCAGCUGGACAGUGCCCUGCAGGACGUGAACGACAUGUACCUGCUGCUGGAGGAGACGGAGAAGCAGGCGGUGCGCCGGGCCCUGAUUGAGGAGCGUGGCCGCUUCUGCACCUUCAUCACCUUCCUGCAGCCUGUGGUGAACGGCGAGCUGACCAUGCUGGGAGAGAUCACCCACCUGCAGGGCAUCAUUGAUGACCUGGUGGUGCUGACCGCGGAGCCACACAAGCUGCCCCCAGCCAGCGAGCAGGUGAUCAAAGACUUGAAGGGCUCAGACUACAGCUGGUCCUACCAGACCCCACCCUCAUCGCCCAGCAGCUCCAGCUCCCGGAAGUCCAGUAUGUGCAGCGCCCCCAGCAGCAGUAGCAGUGCCAAGGGUGGCGGAGCCCCGUGGCCUGGGGGUGCCCAAACAUACUCACCCGGUUCCACCUGUCGCUACCGCAGCCUGGCACAGCCGGCCACCGCCAGCGCCCGCCUCUCCAGCGUCUCCUCCCACGACUCUGGCUUCAUCUCCCAGGAUGCCACCUACUCCAAGCCCCCCUCGCCCAUGCCUUCAGACAUCACCAGCCAGAAGUCCUCCAGCUCAGCGUCCUCCGAGGCCUCGGAAACCUGCCAGUCCGUCAGCGAGUGCAGCUCCCCUACCACGGACUGGGCCAAGGCCGGCCCCCACGAGCAGCCCUCAGGCACCACCCUGCAGCGGAGGAAGGACCGAGUGGAGCUCCUCCGAGACACAGAGCCAGGCCCGGCUAGCGGGGGCACCCUGGGCCCCAGUGGAGAGGAGGCCCCGCGACCCCGCAUGUCCCCUGCCACCAUCGCAGCCAAGCACGGUGAGGAGGUGUCCCCCGCGGCCAGUGACCUGGCCAUGGUGCUGACCCGCGGCCUGAGCCUGGAGCACCAGAAGAGCAGCCGGGACUCCCUGCAGUACUCGAGCGGCUACAGCACGCAGACCACCACGCCCUCCUGCUCCGAGGACACCAUCCCCUCCCAAGGCUCCGACUACGACUGCUACUCAGUGAACGGGGACGCAGACGGGGAAGGCCCACCCGAGUUCGACAAGUCGUCCACCAUCCCUCGCAACAGCAACAUCGCCCAGAACUACCGCCGCCUGAUCCAGACCAAGCGCCCGGCCUCCACUGCGGGGCUGCCCACCGCCGGGCUGCCCACCACCUCGGGCGCACCCCCUGGCGUGGCCACCAUCCGCCGCACGCCCUCCACCAAGCCCGCCGUGCGCCGCACCCUCUCCAGCGCCGGCCCCAUCCCCAUCCGGCCGCCCAUCGUCCCCGUGAAGACGCCCACAGUGCCCGACUCCCCCGGCUACGUGGGGCCCACGCGGGCGGGCAGCGAGGAGUGCGUCUUCUACACCGACGAGGCCGCCUCGCCCCUGGCCCCGGACCUGGCCAGGGCCUCCCCGAAGAGGCUCAGCCUGCCCAACACAGCCUGGGGCAGCCCGUCCCCCGAGGCCGCCAGCUACCCGGGGCCGGGGGCCGGGCUGGCGGCCGAGGACGACGAGGCGCAGCAGCAGCAGCUGGCCGCCAACCGGCACAGCCUGGUGGAGAAGCUCGGGGAGCUGGUGGCCGGCGCCCAUGCCCUGGGUGAGGGCCAGUUCCCCUUCCCCACUGCCCUGUCGGCCACCCCCGUGGAGGAGACUCCCACCCCGCCCCCCGCUGCCACCAGCGACCCCCCGGCUGAAGACAUGCUGGUGGCCAUCCGGCGCGGGGUGCGGCUCCGCAGGACCGUCACCAAUGACAGGUCGGCGCCCCGCAUCUUGUGAUCCCACCCUCUGGCCCGGGCGAGGCAGGUGGCCUGGUCGGUGGGCAGCGGCCACUCAGAGCAAAGGCACAGUCAGGAGAGAGCAGAGUCAGGCAAGCUUUUUUUUUUUUUUUUUUUAAAGUCAUACGAGGCAAAGCCACUUUAUUGGAAAGAGACACCCAUCUUGGAUUUCAAGGUUUAAACAGGAAAUGACUUAACAAACCUCGCCAGGACGGAGCCUGCGGGCCUGGAACUUGGAUUUGGAGCCUGUUUCAACCUUUGCUUGCCUACUCUGUCCCUCCUCUUCCUCCUUUCGGGCCCUGCCUUUUCCUGGUGUGGGUGAGCCCCAGAGCCACGCUCCCCGCCCACAGCAGCGGGGCAGGGCCAGCCUCUCCCGGGUCCCACCAGCCUGGCUGGGCCCGCAGGGCCACCGCUUAGCUAGCCUGGCCCGGCUUCUCGCCAUCUCCCCAGGGACGGUGGCCUCGGGCUCUUCCGGAAUGCUAGCCCAUCCCGCCCUGACUGAGCUCCCUCCUCCUCCCUCCUCCGUCGUCUCAUCUCUCUGCCUCUCCAGGCUCCUCUCGGAGAGCAGCUGUGCAAGGGCCAGGGGCCCAACCGGCUAAGGUAUCUGGUUUGCUGAGAAAGCGCUACGGGAUGGCUGGCUGUUGGGGGGGUGGUGGGGAGGUUGCAGCUGGGAGCCCAGCCGCCGUCGCCGCCGCUGCCGUCGUCGUCGUCGUCGGGGAAGGGGGUCCAGGCCCAAGUCAAGCCUCUUGGGGAAGACAUGCAGGGGACCUGCUUGGAGGAGGCUGGGGACCCUGAAGCAGCAUCCCCUCCCCCCAGGGGCGGCUGGGGUUGGAGGCAGGGCGGGGCUGGGCAGCGGGGAAGGAGUCCAGAGGCUAGGGGGUCACCUGGCCAGUCCCCCAGGAGCUGCUUUCAGAUGCCCGUCGCCAUCAUGGCGACCGACCCUGGUGACGGUUUCAGCCACCUCUGGGGAUGGGGGCUGGAG